AUUUCUAUAGUUUAAAAAAGUCAACCACGUGACUGCAAAAUGAGAUUUGUUUCAGGAGCAAACAGAAACUUCAACUUCAUAACUGAACUCUGAUUUCACCUCAUCAGCUGACAGCACCGGAGUGUUCGGGUUAACGGCAGCAGGUUAUCUUAAACCGUCUUAUCGGUGUUUAUUUCCGCCGUUAUCAGCGGGUUUACAGUCCGACAGAGAGCUGCUGUCAGCGGGAUCUCCGCUGGACGUUGGACCCAGAGCUGAGGAUCCUUAAGGAGGUUUACUCCCGUCUCUGUCCCGGGUCAGAGCCUUUGUUUUUGGGUCUGAGUCUGAUCCCCAACAUGAAGAGGAGACUUCUCCUGGUGUCAAACUCAACCCUGCACGGCAGCGGAUACCUGGACCACUGUCAGACCAACAUCUCAGACUUCUUCAAGAAAGAUGUGAAGAGGGUCCUCUUCGUUCCCUACGCUCUCCACGACAGAGACGCCUACACCAAGACUGCCAGGGACAAGUUCAGGACUCUGGGCUAUGAGGUUGACGGUAUCCACGAGGCGUCGGACCCUGUGGAAGCCGUCAGAAAGGCGGAGGCCAUUUUUAUUGGAGGAGGAAACACUUUCCGUCUGUUGAAGAGUCUCUAUGACAACAAGGUGGUGUCAGAGAUCAGGAGGAGGGUGCUGGAGGACGGAAUCCCCUACAUGGGCUCGAGCGCUGGCACCAACGUGGCGACCGUCAGCAUCAACACCACUAACGACAUGCCCAUCGUCUACCCCCCCUCCUUCUCCGCCAUCGGCCUUGUCCCCUUCAACAUCAACCCACACUACCUGGACACCAACCCCAACAGCCGCCACAUGGGGGAGACCAGAGAGCAGAGGAUCACCCAGUUCCACGAAGAACCCGACACUCCCAGUGUUCUGGGUCUGAGAGAGGGCUCCAUGCUGCUGGUGGAGGGAAACAAAGCCACGCUGCUGGGAACAACCCGGGCCAGACUCUUCACCAGAGGGAAGCCUGCAGUGGAGUAUGACCCAGGAAGUGACCUCAGCUUCCUGCUGAGUCAGUGACCAAUCAGAGUGCAGCAACUACCAGUGUCACCAACAUCAUGUCACCGUUGUGGACGACUUUUAUCGGACGAUCAUGUAUGUGGAAGCAGAAUAAAUAUUUUUGAAGAAAAAUCCUCAGAGCUCUUUUUU
This is a messenger RNA of Cheilinus undulatus (humphead wrasse), 1178 nucleotides long. RefSeq lists its product as uncharacterized. The transcript has 8 exons. The record is from RefSeq and is a predicted model, not a curated record. Gene Ontology annotation, biological process: proteolysis. Gene Ontology annotation, molecular function: serine-type peptidase activity. The coding region runs from base 333 to 1049 and encodes 238 amino acids. NCBI's taxonomy places the organism in Eukaryota, Metazoa, Chordata, Actinopteri, Labriformes, Labridae.